Raphanus sativus (radish) is the source of this 696-nucleotide messenger RNA. Its product is annotated as acyl carrier protein SF2, chloroplastic. The record is from RefSeq and is a predicted model, not a curated record. Lineage: Eukaryota; Viridiplantae; Streptophyta; Magnoliopsida; Brassicales; Brassicaceae. Gene Ontology annotation, molecular function: acyl carrier activity; phosphopantetheine binding. Gene Ontology annotation, biological process: fatty acid biosynthetic process. The transcript is spliced from 4 exons. Bases 107 to 502 code for a protein of 131 amino acids.
GAACCAGCUACCUCGGGGCAUCACGCCCUUUGUACACUCCGCCAUCUCUCUCUCUCUCUCUCUCUCAAUCUCCCUCUCGAGCAGAUCUCUCUCGUGAAUAUCGACAAUGUCGACCACUUUCAGCUCUUCUGUCUCCUCCAUGCAAGCUACUUCUCUGGCAACAUUCCAGAAGCCAGCUGCUUUGGUGUCAAGGACUAAUCUCUCCUUCAACCUGCGCCGUUCGAUCCCCACUCGCUUCUCAAUCUCUUGCGCGGCCAAACCAGAGACAGUAGAGAAAGUGUCUAAGAUCGUGAAGAAGCAACUCUCACUCAAAGACGAUCAAAAGGUCGUUGCAGAAACCAAAUUUGCUGAUCUCGGAGCUGAUUCUCUCGACACUGUUGAGAUAGUGAUGGGUUUGGAGGAAGAGUUUGGCAUCGAAAUGGCUGAAGAGAAAGCACAGAAGAUUGCAACUGUGGAGCAAGCUGCUGAGCUCAUUGAAGAGCUCGUGGAAGCCAAUAAGUAAUUUUAGUAUUAAGAGAGAACCAAAGGCUUUGUUGGGUUUGUUGUUUUCAUAAUGUUUCUCUCAUUUUUCUUUUUUUUUUUUUAAUGUGUCAUGCGACUCUGUUGGUUUAAGUAGUAUCUGUAUGCCAUGGAUAUCAUCUCUAUUUGUCGACUGAAAACUUUUGGUUACACAUGAUGAAGGAAAGCUUGUUUCUU